This is a messenger RNA of Camelina sativa (false flax), 1409 nucleotides long. Lineage: Eukaryota; Viridiplantae; Streptophyta; Magnoliopsida; Brassicales; Brassicaceae. The record is from RefSeq and is a predicted model, not a curated record.
CGAAUGCAUACACAACUUUACUUUUGUUUUGUCAUGGCUCCCUUGCGCAUAUCUAUAUAUACAUACAAACAUAAUCGUAGGGAGCGACGAAACAAAGAAAGAUCAUAUCUUCAAAAACCUCUUGAUAUAAGUUAGGGUUCUUGAUCAGAAGAUAACCAUCUAUCAACAAAAAUGGGAAGAUCACCGUGUUGCGAUCAAGACAAAGGCGUGAAGAAAGGACCGUGGAUGCAAGAAGAAGAUGAUAAGCUCACCGCUUAUAUAAACAAGAACGGUUAUGGGAACUGGCGGUCGCUUCCUAAGCAUGCUGGACUCAACCGCUGCGGCAAGAGCUGUCGACUCCGGUGGAUGAAUUAUCUCCGGCCUGAUAUCCGGCGAGGCAAGUUCUCCGAUGAAGAAGAGAGUACCAUCGUUAGACUCCAUGCCCUUCUUGGCAACAAAUGGUCUAAAAUUGCGGGUCAUCUUCCAGGAAGAACCGAUAAUGAAAUAAAAAACUAUUGGAACACUCAUAUGAGGAAGAAGUUGUUGCAAAUGGGGAUUGAUCCAAUAACACACGAGCCAAGAACCAACGAGCUUGGCCCUAUCCUCGAUGUUUCUCAAAUGCUCGCCGCGGCGAUCAACAAUGGCCAAUUUGGUAACAAUAAUAACCUCUUUAACAAUAGUACUGCUUUGGAGGAUCUUCUCAAACUCCAAUUGAUUCACAAAAUGCUUGAAAUCAUAACCCCCAAAGCCGUACCAAACAUCAAUAGCUUCAACACCCCCAAACCGGAACCGGUAGUCAGUAGCUUCAAUACCAAUUCAGUGAAUCCUAAACCGUAUACUACGGCUGGACAACAGGUUUUCAUAAACCAAAGUGGAAUCACUCCUGAGGUUUGGGAUGGUUUUGAAGAUAUCCAGCUUCCUGGUUUGAUUACGGUUUCUGAAGAGAGUUUGAAGGCAGCAAAACCGGGUAAUAGUACUACCACCGAGGCAAAUGAUCAUACCGGAACCGGUAUGAUGAUGGGUUACUAUGGUGAUCAAUCACGUGAAAUCCCAUCUUCUGGUUCAGUAUCGGUUUCUCCUGUAGAAUCCGGUUUGAACCAUCCUGGUACGGUUCAGCACUCACCCGGUUUAGAUGUCCUAGAAGACUGGGAGAAGUUCUUUGAUGAUGAAUCAAGUGAUUCUUGCUGGAAAAGUUUCUUAGACUUAACGUCACCCACAUCGUCACCCCUCCCAUGGUAAAAAGCUGGAUUUUGUGCGGGUCGUAUACUCAUAGUUUUAAAACAUACAAAAAUAUUCGAUUAAUAGUAUUGAUUUUUUUUUGUUCUUAAUUAUUAUUGAUUUUAAAGUUCUGUUUUUGUCAAGGAAUGAUUGUUUUUAUUCUUAUUUGGUUUGGUUGUUGUGUAAAGAAACACAUUGUAAUCAAUAUCUAU